AAACGCGAGAAAAGAAUAUCGGAAUGGUAAAUGAAACAAAAUUUUGGGAUGAAAUUCGAAAAGACCUACCACGAUAUAAGAAGAGAAAACCUAGAGUUGUUCCUGCUUUCACCAUUCAAGCUUUACAGGAAAACACUGUAGUUGAAAAACCUCCUCGAUAUGAAUUGUAUAAACCUCAACCACCUAAACCAUCAACUUUUCGAAAAUUCUAUGAAUGGGGAGUAUUUCCAGUUGCAUUGGAAAAGGAUAAAUAUGGGACAAAACUUAGCUGGAAAGUUAACAUCGAGGAUUUAGAUUUUCAUCAUUAUUUACCGUUGUUUUUUGAUGGGUUAACGGAAACUGAACAACCGAUUAAGUUUAUAGUAGAACAGGGAAUAUCUGACAUGUUGGAACAUGGUGGUCCUAAAAUUUUACCUGUUGUGCCACAAUUAAUAAUUCCUAUUAAAAAAGCCUUAAAUACAAAAAUGCCAGAAAUUAUGUGUACAACACUGAGAGCUCUUCAAAAUCUUGUACGUUCUACAGAUUGUGUUGGAGAAGCUUUAGUACCGUAUUUUAGACAAAUCUUACCAGUGCUUAAUUUAUUAAAAGAUAGAAAUGUGAAUCUUGGAGAAGGUAUCGACUACUCGCAACAAAAAGGUGAAAACGUCGCAGAUAUAAUACAAGAAACUCUUGAAUUACUUGAAAUAUAUGGAGGUGAAGAUGCUUUUAUAAAUAUUAAAUAUAUGAUUCCUACAUAUGAAUCUUGUAUGAUGAAUUAAAUAAUACCUAUUUAUAUUGUCCACUAAUUAUCUAGUAAUGAUUUUAAACUAUAAAACUCUAGAACUAUAAAAAAAUAUCUAUUAUCUUAAACAUAAUUGUUAUUUAUAAAUAUUAUACAAAACAUUAUAAAACAUGGUAAAUUAUAUAACACUCAAUUAUUCAUACAUAAUGUUUG
Bombus pyrosoma is the source of this 934-nucleotide messenger RNA. Its product is annotated as parkin coregulated gene protein homolog. Gene Ontology annotation, molecular function: Hsp70 protein binding; Hsp90 protein binding. The record is from RefSeq and is a predicted model, not a curated record. The coding region runs from base 24 to 758 and encodes 244 amino acids. NCBI's taxonomy places the organism in Eukaryota, Metazoa, Arthropoda, Insecta, Hymenoptera, Apidae. The transcript is spliced from 4 exons.